This is a messenger RNA of Chanos chanos (milkfish), 3669 nucleotides long. RefSeq names its product ATPase phospholipid transporting 11A (gene atp11a). Bases 1 to 3624 code for a protein of 1207 amino acids. Gene Ontology annotation, cellular component: plasma membrane; recycling endosome; endoplasmic reticulum. NCBI's taxonomy places the organism in Eukaryota, Metazoa, Chordata, Actinopteri, Gonorynchiformes, Chanidae. Gene Ontology annotation, biological process: phospholipid translocation. The record is from RefSeq and is a predicted model, not a curated record. The transcript is spliced from 30 exons. Gene Ontology annotation, molecular function: magnesium ion binding; ATP hydrolysis activity; ATP binding.
AUGACUCAGUAUGAGCCAAACUCAGGAACACCUCUAGAGAUCCUUUGUGCGGGGGAGGAGAACUGGGUGGACAGCAGAACCGUGUACAUUGGACAUAAAGAACCACCGCCGGGAGCUGAGGCUUACAUCCCCCAGAGAUACCCUGACAAUAGAAUAGUCUCCUCUAAGUAUACAUUUUGGAAUUUUAUACCGAAGAAUUUGUUUGAGCAGUUCAGACGAAUUGCCAAUUUCUACUUCCUCAUUAUAUUUCUAGUGCAGUUGAUCAUUGACACCCCCACCAGUCCCAUCACCAGUGGACUGCCUCUCUUCUUUGUCAUCACUGUCACAGCUAUCAAACAGGGCUAUGAAGACUGGCUCAGGCACAAGGCUGAUAAUGCAAUUAACCAGUGUCCAGUUCACGUCAUCCAGCACGGAAAUGUGGUGCGCAAGCAGAGUCGGAAGCUCCGGGUGGGAGACAUCGUUCUGGUUAAGGAAGAUGAGACGUUUCCCUGUGACCUCAUCCUGUUGUCCACGAGUCGGGAAGACGGAACGUGUUUUGUUACCACAGCCAGUUUGGACGGGGAGUCCAGUCAUAAGACCUAUUAUGCAGUUCAGGACACGAAGGCGUUUAACACAGAGGAGGAGAUGGACACUCUGCAGGCCACUAUUGAAUGUGAACAACCACAGCCAGACCUUUACAAAUUUGUGGGGCGCAUCAAUAUUUAUCAGGACCGAGAUGAGCCCAUUGCUAGACCUCUGGGAUCUGAGAAUCUGCUGCUACGAGGGGCGACACUGAAAAACACAGAGCACAUAUACGCCGUGGCUAUCUACACGGGCAUGGAGACCAAAAUGGCACUCAAUUACCAGUCCAAAUCACAGAAACGAUCCGCAGUGGAAAAGUCAAUGAAUGCCUACUUGAUUGUUUACCUCUGCAUCCUGAUCAGCAAAGCCCUUAUCAACACCGUCCUAAAAUACGCGUGGCAAGCCGACCCCAACCGAGACGAGCCCUGGUACAACGAGAGGACUGAAACAGAGAGGCAGCGACACGUACUGAUAAGAGCAUUCACCGACUUCCUGGCCUUCAUGGUCCUGUUUAAUUACAUCAUCCCCGUAUCUAUGUACGUUACCGUGGAGAUGCAGAAGUUCCUGGGCUCAUACUUCAUCAUGUGGGAUGAUGAGAUGUUUGAUGAGGAACUUGGGGAGGGAGCACAGGUCAACACGUCUGACCUCAAUGAGGAACUUGGACAGGUUGAGUAUGUGUUCACAGAUAAGACUGGGACGCUGACUGAAAAUAACAUGGAGUUCAUUGAGUGCUGUGUGGAUGGGCAUGUCUACGUGCCUCAUGCCAUCUGUAACGGGCAGAUUAUGUCUGGGGCUACGGGUAUGGACAUGAUCGACUCCUCGCCCGGCGCCGAGGGGAAGGAGCACGAGGAGCUGUUUUUCCGUGCCCUCUGCCUUUGCCACACAGUGCAGGUGAAGGAGGAGGAGACAGUGGACGGCAUUAAGAGGGGCAUUCACCAGGGUAAAGCCACCUCCUUCUACAUUUCCUCAUCGCCAGAUGAGGUGGCUCUCGUGGAGGGCAUGAAGAGGCUGGGCUUCACCUACCUUCGUCUGAAGGAUAACCACAUGGAGGUCCUCAACAGAGAGGAUGAGAUAGAGAGGUUUGAACUGCUGCAGGUGCUGAAUUUUGACUCUGUGAGAAGGAGAAUGAGUGUGAUUGUAAGGUCCAGCACAGGGGAGUAUUUCCUGUUCUGUAAAGGAGCAGACUCCUCCAUUUUUCCCCGGGUCGUCUCGGGCAAAGUGGAGCAGGUCAGGGCACGUGUGGAGCACAACGCUGUGGAGGGCUUACGGACGCUCUGCGUGGCCUACAAGAGACUGACCCACGAGAACUACGAGGAAGUGUGUCAUCGCCUUAACAGCGCUAAGUUAGCCCUCCAGGACAGGGACAAGAAACUAGCCGAGGCUUAUGACGUCAUCGAGAGAGACUUCAUCCUCCUAGGAGCCACGGCGGUGGAGGACAGGCUUCAGGACAAGGCUGCAGACACCAUCGAGUCUCUGCACAAGGCUGGUAUGAAAGUAUGGGUACUGACUGGGGACAAAAUGGAGACGGCGGCGGCUACGUGUUACGCCAGUAAGCUGUUCCACCGUAACACACAGAUCCUGGAGCUCACCACCAAACGCACCGAAGAGCAGAGUCUGCACGAUGUCCUGUUUGACCUGAGCAGAACUGUCCUCAGACAACAAGGAGGCAUGACCAGAGAUACCUUCUCAGGCCUCUCAAAUGAGUUUCAGGACUACGGGCUGAUCAUCGAUGGUGCCACAUUGUCUGCGGUAAUGAAACCAGCGCAGGAUGACAGUUCGGGAAACUACAAAGAGAUUUUCCUGGAGAUCUGCCGCAACUGCAGCGCCGUCCUCUGCUGCCGCAUGGCGCCCCUCCAAAAAGCACAGAUUGUUAAGAUGAUCAAAGCCUCAAAAGAACACCCCAUCACUUUAGCCAUCGGGGACGGAGCCAAUGACGUCAGCAUGAUCCUAGAGGCUCAUGUGGGCAUAGGGAUUAUGGGUAAAGAGGGUCGUCAGGCGGCACGAAACAGCGACUAUGCAAUCCCAAAGUUCAAACAUUUGAAGAAGAUGCUGCUAGUCCAUGGACAUUAUUACUAUAUCAGAAUAGCAGAGCUGGUGCAAUACUUCUUCUACAAGAAUGUCUGCUUCAUCUUCCCUCAAUUCCUCUACCAGUUCUUCUGUGGCUUCUCCCAACAGCCAUUGUAUGACACGGCAUAUCUCACUCUGUACAAUAUCAGCUUCACCUCCCUGCCCAUCCUACUCUACAGCCUUAUAGAACAGCACAUUAACAUGGACAUCCUGAAGAGAGACCCAUCCCUCUACAGAGACAUUGCCAAGAAUUCCCUCCUACGCUGGCCGAUUUUCAUCUACUGGACGUUUUUGGGGGUCUUUGAUGCGAUGGUCUUCUUCUUUGGUGCUUUCUUUCUCUUCGACAACACUACCUUCACUAGCAACGGACAGCUAAUGACCACCAACACACAGAUGAUGUUUGGCAAUUGGACGUUUGGCACUUUGGUCUUCACAGUCCUGGUGUUUACUGUCACGUUAAAGCUCGCCCUUGACACACACUACUGGACAUGGAUCAACCACUUUGUCAUCUGGGGGUCACUGCUCUUUUACGUUAUUUUCUCUCUCUUAUGGGGAGGAAUCAUUUGGCCUUUCCUGAACUACCAGAGGAUGUACUAUGUCUUCAUGCAGAUGCUGUCCAGUGGGCCCGCCUGGCUCAGUAUCAUUCUGUUGAUAGUGGUCAGUCUUUUGCCUGACGUGGUGAAGAAGGUCCUCUUCAGAGCACUGUGGCCCACCACUACUGAACGCAUCCAGAACGCUGACAAACUCUAUAAGGGCCACCUGUCGGAGUUCACCCCCUUGUCCUCACUGCAUGCUCCGCCCACUCGCAAACGGGACGAGACCGGCCAGAACCACGUCCACAGAAGGUCUGAGUCACCUCCUAAAAAAGUGAUGUACGCUCACCUGAACAGCGGCCCCGACUACUGCACCUUCCGCUCCUUCAUUCGAUUCGAAAACCCACGUCUGUCUGGGGCCGGUUAUGCUUACACUGCGCCCGGACCCGAGACCUCUGUCUGACACUGAUUAGGCCGUUUAGGCACCUUGAACUUGUACCCGCACACA